Molecule: messenger RNA, 1363 nt
Organism: Chaetomium strumarium
Lineage: Eukaryota; Fungi; Ascomycota; Sordariomycetes; Sordariales; Chaetomiaceae
Exons: 2
Coding region: 116-1330 (404 amino acids)
Source: RefSeq, a predicted model, not a curated record
AUUCGUCUGAAGCUGUUCUGGGCUGGCCAUCAAGGUGUAUCAAGACUGUACCUAAAUUCAAGAUCGAGUCUUCGUCCACAACCUGAUAGUCGGACCUUUGCCGAGCACCGCGAUUAUGCCUCUCCAUCUCCUAGGCAAAAAGUCAUGGAACGUCUACAACCCCGCUAACAUCGCCCGGGUGCGGCGCGAUGAAGCCGAGGCAGCGGCUCGGGAGGCCGCGGAAGAGCAGCGCAUGCAAGAACUUGACGCCGCGCGCCGUCUAGCCAUACUGCGCGGCGAGGUCCAGCCUCCACUUGAAGAAGGAGAACCUGACGCAGCCGCCAUCCCGCCAGUCCGGGACUCAAAUGACCGCCGGGGCUUCGGGCGCAAGCGCAAGCGCCAUGGUGAGGAUGACACUGACUUUGAGAUGCGCCUCGCACGAGAGCGCGCUGCAGCCGGCGACCACGCCGCGCGAGAGCUAGAGCUAGCUCCCAACACCCACCCUGCUGCCGCCCCAGCAUCGCUGGUCGAUAGCAAGGGGCACAUUUCCCUUUUUCCCGAAGUCGAGACCGGCCGAUCGCGCGAGAAAAACGAGGAAGUCACCAAGGAGGCCGCGCGUAAAGAACGUGAGCUCAAGGACCAGUACCAGAUGCGCUUCGUGAACGCCGCUGGCCGAGACGGGCAGGGGCUGACGGACGGCGGGCCGUGGUAUGCCUCGGCCGAUGGCGAAGCCUCCGGUGCCCUGGUGCCGAGUAAGAAUGUAUGGGCGAGGGAGGACCCAGGGAGGAAAGUCAGAGAGGCCGCGAGGCUGGAUGCGGGUGACCCGCUCGCGAUGAUGAAGAAGGCCGCGGCGAAGGUGAGGGAAUUAGAGCAAGAGCGGAAGAAGGAAGUGGAGAGGAGAGAGAGGGAAUUGAAGAUGCUCGAGGAUGAGGAGAAGCGGGAAUGUAGGAGGAGGGACAGGAAGAGGAGGAAGGAGGGUGAUGGCGAAAAUAGGAGAGAACGGCCAUCCAGUGUGGAUAAGAGGGCCGACAGCUCAGUAAGACGUGAGCACUCCCACCGGGGACAUGAUCGAGAUCCUGGAAGGCAUAGAGAUCGAAGCGAGGAGCGGGAGAGGCACAAUCGUGGUAGGAGGUUUAGCCCGGAUAGAGGCCGUGACCCAGAUAGGCACGAGCCUUCUCGUAGGCACCACGAGGAACGGCACAGACAUCGAAGCAGGGAGCGAGGGGGUCGAGGGGGUCGAGGGGAAGAGGGCAGUCAUGAGAGACGGCGCCAUAGGGACGAGGAGAGACGCCAUCACCACCACCGUGACUAUAGCAAAGAGACACCUGGACACGGGAGCGACCAUCGCUAGGACCUUUAACGAACAUACAAUAGGUAUCCACAA